Messenger RNA from Paraglomus occultum, 368 nucleotides. The record is from the annotation of a GenBank genome assembly. Lineage: Eukaryota; Fungi; Glomeromycota; Glomeromycetes; Paraglomerales; Paraglomeraceae.
AUGACGUUUGAAAACGGUAGUGGAUCAAUCAAACGCGCACAUCGAUAUGGACGGUCAGGACUAGGACGAGCAGUAUCAGCAGGAAGGCAGAAAGCGAUUACGAAGAACCAUCGUAAAAAUACACAUCAUGCUUAUAUAGUACCUCUUUCUAUACGCAAAUUUGAUACUCGACCAUCAUAUGAAGUAAAGGAAUACGAGGAUGAAAGUCAGUUUCAUGCACCCGACCAAAUGAAUAAAAAUAUAUUACAAUCGCGUAUAACGCAACACUCUUUAUUAGAUGAUACACCUGAUCCGAAAAGCAUGUGCCCAUGCGCUGCUUCCCUAAUCAAUGCAAAAGAUCAAGUCGAAUCAAUUGGAAAAAGCGUGGG